UUUGUUGUCUUUUUGCCUGCAGGAAGUUCUGAAAUAAAUCUAGACGGGAGGAUGUUCACUUUGUCUCGUAAUUAUGGAGGAGUAAUCUUCUAUCACCCCAAUUAUCAUUUCCAAACUCCCUACCCAACCAGAAGCUACAAAGUCGGAUCUCCAAACACCACCACCAAACAUCCAAACACCACCACCACCACCACCAAACCUCCAAAGACCACCACCACCAAAGCUACAACCACACAGAGUCCAACCAGAAGUGUGUCAGUGUGUCUGCGUUACAUGACUGACGCUGUGCAGCCAACCUUCCCACUCUUCACUCUCAGUCCAGACACAUCCUCUCUGAGUCUGCAGCGUAGCUUUGACACGUUCAUGCUGUCCUGUUAUGAUUCCUUCAGUGUGGACCUGCAGCCCAUUGUGCACUUAUGGCCAGACAUUAAGCAGGACAUCUGGACCAGUGUCUGCCUCACUGUGGACACCAGUAAGAGUGUGGUCCAGAUGUUCAGUGGCGGGUAUAUGAGCCCCAGGAAGGUGAUGCCUUAUCAGUAUGUGUGGUCAGGCGAGCCUGUGAUUAGUUUCCCAGGUUUUGAUGGUCAGCUGACAGACGUCCAGGUGUGGGACUAUCCUCUGCGAUAUAAAGACAUCUUCUACUACAUGAGCAGAAGUUAUUACGGGUCUUACAGUGGCUCCGUCAUCUCCUGGUCCUACAUCAGAUACGAUAACAGAGGAAGGGCAGUCUUGGAGGACAACUUUGACAUGCGAGCAAAAGUUGAGCAAGAGAGUAGACGGAAGGAAAAGAAGAUGAGAUUCUUCAGUGUGGAGGAAAACAAGCUGCUGCUUUAAUGACAGAAGAUGAAACUGUCCUGUGAAGCUGAGAUGUCUCUUUUCCCAGUGGCUAAAAACUGGAGGGUGGUCCCCUUCUUCCCCUUCUUCUUUUGUAUUAAUGUAUAUAUCAGAGUUCACUUCAUGCAGCUGUACAGUGUAAUCCAUUAUCUUUUAUCUUUUGUUUCACCAGCCUUUUUUGUUUUUGUUUGUUUUUUCGAUUAUAAUCACUUGAAAUCUGAAAUAUCGGUGGAAGUUUUCACAGAGGUGAAGGCUGAGGUUAAAUUUCCCUUUGACUUCUAAAGGACAGUCUUUUUGAAGCUACGGGAGUUGCCAUAUGAAAAAUUACAAUUUAAUGCACUGGCAAAAGUCCCGACUGUGAAUAUUUAAUCUCUUAUUUUACUUGGAAGUUUUACUUUUAAAAUAUGAAACACCAUAAGAAAAAACAACAAUUCAGCUCAAAUUUAUAAAGGAAUUCUGCUGUAGUCAGAGAAACCUGUCAGCAAGACUUACUGGGCUUACCCUGUAAAGGAAAUGAAGAAAUAAUUUACUUUAUGACUUAAAUAUCUAUCUAUGAAUUUAAAAAAAAAUGCUGUUUUCACUGUGUAAGAAAAUGAAAAUUAUAUUGUAAAUUGUGAAAAAAUUAUUAUCAAAAAUGAUUUACACAUUACUUAAAAUUACUUGCAGUACUUAAUUUGCUUGUAGUAUAACUAUUUCUUUGCUUCCAGUAAAGUGGACUGUCACUCCCUUA
Messenger RNA from Haplochromis burtoni (Burton's mouthbrooder), 1564 nucleotides. RefSeq names its product jeltraxin. The record is from RefSeq and is a predicted model, not a curated record. Lineage: Eukaryota; Metazoa; Chordata; Actinopteri; Cichliformes; Cichlidae. The coding region runs from base 52 to 834 and encodes 260 amino acids. The transcript is spliced from 4 exons.